Molecule: messenger RNA, 557 nt
Organism: Neodiprion fabricii
Lineage: Eukaryota; Metazoa; Arthropoda; Insecta; Hymenoptera; Diprionidae
Product: larval cuticle protein A2B-like
Exons: 2
Coding region: 78-485 (135 amino acids)
Cellular component (GO): extracellular matrix
Source: RefSeq, a predicted model, not a curated record
GGGGGUCUCCUGUUAUAAAAACCGCAUCGAUUUUCGAGCUACCACUAACGCACAGUCAUUCGACCGAUCAAGUAGCCAUGGCUCUCCAACUUGUGCUCCUCGCCUCUCUUAUGGCUGUCGCUAUAGCCGCCCCCCAAUCGCUCCCAACCGCCCCCAACUACGGUCACAGUGCAUCCGCGUACACCGAGGAUAUGAAACCCGUCGACGCAGACUACGACUCGAAUCCGGAGUACAGUUUUUCGUACGAGGUGCACGACGAGCUGUCCGGGGACGUGAAGAGCCACCAAGAAGCGAGACACGGCGACGUUGUCGAGGGCUUCUACACCCUGAUCGAACCUGAUGGCCACCGUCGGAUCGUCGAGUACAAAGCCGACGGUCAGAGCGGAUUCAAUGCCGUUGUUCGUAGGGAACCUGUAGGAACUCGAAACGUCUACAAUAAUGGUGUCCAAACCGCAGGUUACAAUGCAAACGAUUACCAGCAUUGAGUAACACAUGUAUAUGUUAUUCAUAGAUAUUAUUGUGUACUUUAGAAAUAAACGGUUUUGCUAUAAAACGUA